AUGGACCGCUCUAUCAAUAAACUUGUCAACCUCUAUGCAUUUGAAGAUUACCUGAAUGCACAGGUGCGAUCACUGCCAGAACUACCAGAGGUAGAACAAGUCUCGUCUCGAGUGUUCCGCAUACUUGGUGGCAAUCCUGGUCACAUGCAACUUCAAGGCACCAAUACCUAUCUAGUUGGCACAGGUACCAGAAGAUUACUCAUUGACACCGGACAAGGCAUGCCCGUAUGGAUCGAUCAUGUGGCGGAACUGCUUUCCAAGCACGAUAUCACCAUCAGCCAAGUCCUCCUGACACAUUGGCAUGGCGACCACACGGGCGGCGUGUCUGACCUCUUACGACUCUAUCCAGAACUCAAGGAGUCAAUCUACAAAUGUGAUCCAGAUAAUGGACAAAAGCCCAUUGUCGACCGUCAAAUAUUCCACGUGGAGGGCGCGACAAUCCAUGCUCUUUUCACACCGGGUCACUCGGUUGACCACAUGUGUUUCUUCCUGGAAGAGGAAAAUGCCCUUUUCACCGGCGACAAUAUUCUCGGGCACGGUACCACUGCCGUGGAAGAUUUAUCGUUGUAUAUGGCCAGUCUGUGUAAAAUGCAGGAUCAGUGCUGCGAGAUCGGGUACCCGGGACAUGGCCAGGUAAUCUGUAACCUUCGUCGGGUGUUCCAGUCUGAGAUUGGGCGGAAACAGAGACGAGAGCGUCAGGUUAUUGCGGGCCUGAAGGCGCUUCGGUUGAAAAGUAAAGAGGGCGCUGCGCCGAGAGAACUAGUGUCACAUGUCUUUGGUGCCCUUCCUGAAGAGGUGAUAGAGAAUGUUUUUGAGCCAUUUAUGAAAGAGGUCUUGAUGAAGCUGGCUGCGGAGAAGCGCGUCGGGUUUCGAUUCAAAAGUGGCCAUAGGGUUUGGUUUGUUAAGGAGUAA
Molecule: messenger RNA, 912 nt
Organism: Aspergillus tanneri
Lineage: Eukaryota; Fungi; Ascomycota; Eurotiomycetes; Eurotiales; Aspergillaceae
Gene: encB
Product: metallo-beta-lactamase type thioesterase encB
Exons: 2
Coding region: 1-912 (303 amino acids)
Biological process (GO): secondary metabolite biosynthetic process
Source: RefSeq, a predicted model, not a curated record